AUGUUAUCAGAAGCAGAAUAUUACACAGCAUUACAAAAAUUAAAUAAUAUAUCAUCUGAUAUUCAUCGAAAACAUCAACAGAAUUACAAACAAUUAUUAAAGAAACAAAUCAAAGAAUAUGAAUAUAAAUUAAAAUAUGAACAUUUUGAACCAUUACCACACAUCCCGUACUUCAUUAACAAAAUAACAACUGAACAAACAUUACAUCAACUCAUACAGGCAGCAACAUCAUCGUCUGAAUUUAUCAUUGAUACUGAAUCCAUUAACAUACACAAGCAAAAAAAUAAACCUGCAUUAGUUCAAAUACAGAUUUUAUUACCAUACAAUUUGUCGCUUGUUAUGAUCGUCGAGAUGUGCCAUUUACCCGGUGAUAAUACUACUCGUUUUACAUUAAUUAAACAAUUGUUCGACCUUAUUAUUACGUCCAAUAAACAACUUUACAUUUGGGGAACCAAGGAUGAAUUAUUUCCUUUUAUCAACUUCAAAUUAUUUUCACAUGAACAACUUCAAUCUAUUACACCAAUUAAUCUACAACAUCAAUUUAAAUUAUUUUGGAAUGAACAACAUCCACAUUACGAUCGUAUUUCAACAUUAUCUAAUGAAGCAGAAGAUAAAUGUGUAUGUGAAAAAUGUAUCGGGAAGAAAUCAUCAGAACCUUGGUCACUCCAAGAUUCGAUUGCAUAUUUAUUAAAUGAGUAUCUUCCAAAAAUAUUAACUAAAGAAAAAUUUAAUAUCGGAUUAGAUCCUAAUUUAUUUGAUUUAGAUUUUAGCGAAAAACAAUAUCGACAACAACUGACAACAUAUGCAUUAAAUGAUUGUUUAUCGAUGCAACGAAUAUUGAUCCAUAUGAAAAAUGAAAAAAUUGAAUUUAAAUUUAAUUCGAAGAAACAUAUUGAACCUAAAUUAUUUCAAUUAUCACCUAUUAGUUCAGAUGAAGAUGAUGAUUUAUUAUAUACACAACGUACUUCAUCAUUAUAUACACAUCAAAAAAAAUUUUCAAAUCACAUUAUCUUUUCAAAUAAACCAUCUACUCCAUCUAUCGUCACUCUGGAAGAUAAAUUUCCAUUAUCAACUCGAAUAGAUUUACCUAUGAGUCAUCAACCAGAAUUAAUGCCAUCAUUUAAUGAUUUACAAAGAUACUCACAUGAUUGGGAAUCGAUAAGAACCAAUGAAAACGAUAUAAAUUUACCCGAUUGGACAAAUGCACAAUCAACAUUAAAUCGUGAUAAUCAAGAUGAAUCAACAAAUCCUCGUGAAAAAUUAUCCGAUGAUCAACGUAAAAAAAUGCACAAUAGAUCAUGUACAAUUAAACAACGUAAACGUUAUUAUCGAAAUGAAUUGAUUUUUAAAAAUAUCGAUCAUCGUUUUUCAAUAAAACAAAUUAAAAUGAUCUUUCAACAACAACAAAUUCCAUUUUAUAUAGUUAAUACAAAAACAACAACGACAAACAAAAGAACAUUAUUCGUGGCUAUUCGUAAUCCAGAAUCGAUUAAUAUAUAUGAACAACAAUCUCGGGAUUUAUUUACAACAACACAUUAUGAAAAACUUAAAACAAAUGGUCAAUUACCACGUGCAAAUCGUCGUUCAAAUUCUCAUCAUCAACAAUCUCAAUCACGUUCACGUCAUUCUCAUCAUUAA
Messenger RNA from Rotaria sordida, 1638 nucleotides. The record is from the annotation of a GenBank genome assembly. Lineage: Eukaryota; Metazoa; Rotifera; Eurotatoria; Philodinida; Philodinidae.